Molecule: messenger RNA, 3081 nt
Organism: Bemisia tabaci
Lineage: Eukaryota; Metazoa; Arthropoda; Insecta; Hemiptera; Aleyrodidae
Product: SKA complex subunit 1
Biological process (GO): chromosome segregation; mitotic cell cycle; regulation of microtubule polymerization or depolymerization
Cellular component (GO): spindle microtubule; mitotic spindle; outer kinetochore
Molecular function (GO): microtubule binding
Source: RefSeq, a predicted model, not a curated record
UUUGUUUUCUUUGUUGUGUUUACUUUUCAACAGUUUAUCAUGUGAAAUCUCACUCAACUUAAAUUGCCUGCCUUUAAGCCUCACAUCAUUUGAAAAGUUCCGUUUUUCCUAGUUCAGUUUCAUUACUCGCACUAGUUUUCUCUCUCCGUUCUGGAAUAUGGAAAAGAAAUUAACAUCCUUGCUGGUCCAAUUGGAUUCUCUGAUGUCAUCUGCCACAAUCAUUGAAAGUUUGGUUCCGGCCACUGACGUUAAUCUUGGUGAAAGCAUUGUUGUUGAGAAAUUACAGCAACUUGUAAAUAAAGUGAAUCAAGUGAACGCACAAAUAAAUUACCUUCAUGAAUGUUUUAACUCCUAUGACCAGUGGAUGGAAAGAGAAAAGGAAUUACUAGCUAAGUUGGAAAACUUGACUGCACGACUAGACCACUUAGAAAGGUAUCUGCCGGCACAAUGCUUUCAAACGGUCGCAGCCAAUCUUCCAGAGCAAACUCCUCCAGAUUCACAUGCUACCAAUGGCUAUCACAGUGGCACCCAUAACGGAACAUCCAGCACUGCAACAUUAAUGGCGAACUCAGAACCAAAAACUGUGAUAAAAAAACCGGUUGAAUACCCUCAUAUCAGGCAUUUAACGCAAGAAGAACUAGACGAAGUUCCAAGCUACAUAAGGAAUAGAUUGCAGUUAGAUAGAAUCAGAGCAUUUGUUGAUAAUUUCAAUGCAGUCAUGAAAAAGAAAUAUGCUCUGAUGAGACUCCCAAGAAACAAAGUUCCGAAAACAGAAAUUCCUCUUUACACUGCCUGGAAAGUUCAAGACAACAAGGAAACUAAAGGUCAUUCGUUCCUCACGAAGGCUGAUCUAGAUACAUUCGGCUCUGCCAAAUUAUCAAAAGGAGACUUCACAAUACUGCAAAUCCUCCGUCACUGUAAAAGGCUAAGAGAAAGUAAACUCAACAAAGAGAGCUAUUAUAUCCUCAUAGACUAAAAAGUGAAUCAGUGAGAACAUGCUCGAAUCUAAAUUAAGUAAGUUAUAUUAGUUUAGUAAAAGAAAAAGCAGGACUUCCCUACUUUUCAUCAAGGAAUAAGGAUACAUCCUCUAAGUCCAUCUGAGUUAUAGCAUGACUAAUCUUUCUAAGGUCUUACUUUUUAAUUCAUAUCAUGACAGUGAUAGAAAAGCACUAAAGUAGCGAAGAUCCCUCCCAGAAAAACUAUGUGCAGUAGACGCUCUUUAAUGCUGGCCAUUAAGCAAAUAUGUACAAGGUUUUCUUCACACUCAUGCUCCUCGAGAAGUGUGGUUGUAUUUUAUCUCGAAGCUUAUAGAUCUAUUUUUUAACAACACGAUAUAUAAUAUCACUUUAAUUUUGUAAGUUGGACUCCACUUUUUUAUCUCUGUAAUAAGAAAGAGGGUCACCUUUCAAAUGAGAUUUCCCCUUUGGUUUAGCUCAAUAAAAAUAAGAAAUUAUAGAUUAAUUGAGCAGGUUUUCUUGAUCAAAUUUUUGAGAUCGUCAAAAAAAUCAGUAAGAUCUAAAACUUCCCCGACUUUACCUUGAAAUCUUUAUUUUCCGACUUGCAUAACUGACCCAUCAAUUAGAAAUAAUAAUGAAGCCAAAAAAAAUUUCUGAGUUAUCUGAAGAAAUCACUCAGUAUGUCAGUAGAUGGUGGAUACAAAGAGGUCAAGGAAUUUUGGUCCUUUUACAUAUUAUUCAGACACUGCAAGUAGAUGCCCCGAUGCAAUCGAUGAAGCCCUGAAAGUGAAAAUUGGGUAGUUCGUGUCAUUUUCAGUAUCAUUGAUGACCCCAUUCCCAGCUUUUUAUUUCUGCGUCUAAUAUUGGCUCAGAAAAAAGAAUGAAUAAAGGAAUUUUUUCUUUCCAGAAAUCUGUUGAGCCUCGCUCACUUUUACCAACCCUAUCGUUCUUCACAAUCUUUGGCCAUAUGCUUAGUCAGAGCGUCUACAUACUUGGAAGAGAAAAUUCUUGGACUUUUUUCUGGGUUGCGUCAGAAUUUAGAAAAUGAAAUCCCUUGACAUUUUCCCGACACAUUUUGGCAAAUUCCCCAACAAUUGUGGAUAUACCAGACGAAAGAUGUAAUAUGAAAUAGUUUCCACGUAAAAUCUGUUGAUCGAAUUGUCAAACCCAUUCUGGAAAGCAAAUGAAGGUGAUUUUGACUUAACAAUUUUUCCCUAACCUUUUCUCAAUUUUCCCUGACUUUUCCUGGUUUUCCAGUUGUUCCCUGACCAUAACAACCCUGUUGAUUAGGUUUUUCUGAACCUAAUUAAUCAAAAUUCCCAGACUCUUAUUGUUGACCAAUGGCGCUGAGAACUGAAAAUAAACAAUUUGCAGGAUUAAUCUCACUGCAAGUGGCAGAAACAUGAGAACAAUUUUUCUUGAGGUAUUGAUCAUUCAAUGAAUUAAAGUUGCAACUCUAAAUUGAAACUUGUACCUUUGUUCACAAUUCUGAGUGUAACUCUAAAGCAUUGAACCCCGAACCAGACUUAGGUUCAGUUUGAUUUUGUAUACAACACGGAUGUUCUCCAGAUUUCAAAUUUCCUGUGUCUCUUAUAAAAUUCCUUGACUUUUUCCUGAUUCCGCCAACCUUUUUACCUUUGUACAAAUUAUCAAAGUCUCUAGUGAAAAAUUGAAGUAACAUUUCUGUGAUUUUGAAAAAUGACUAAAAUUACAUUUAGUCUUGUAGCCCAAAAAGUCUUAGCUGAUUACGCAAAGCUGAAAAUCGGGUUGUGGAAGACUGAAAUAAGUAAAACGAGGGUAUGCUCUUCCGCAACAGACCAUCCAAAAUCGACCAAAAGCUCCGCUCUAUUCAUUCCAUUUCAGUCUUGGCGGGAAGUCUGAAAGAAAAUGUGGAUUUUACAAUAUUUGACACUCAUUGAUUCCAUCGCCCCUUGUGCUCUGACCCUGUUAAACAAGCGCGGAACAAUAGCCUUGAAUGUUGUGUGUCAGAGUGAACGUAAUAUGAAUUGAACUUCAAAAUAAAAAAAUCUACUUUAAGAGAUUUUACCAACUAAAAUGCUCUGAAUAUUCAAGCUCGAUGAGCCCUCCAGUUAGACUGAGUUUAUCAGAAAAGAAUCAACCAAAA